Molecule: messenger RNA, 516 nt
Organism: Dreissena polymorpha
Lineage: Eukaryota; Metazoa; Mollusca; Bivalvia; Myida; Dreissenidae
Product: temptin-like
Exons: 4
Coding region: 85-489 (134 amino acids)
Source: RefSeq, a predicted model, not a curated record
UCGACCACAAUAUAUAAAUAUAUUUGGUACGGCACGUUCAGGUCUUUAUUUUAGUAGUCAUAACGGAGAAAGCGAAGGGAUAAGAUGCAAUUAAUUGCCUGUAUAGCUGUUCUACUGGGGGCGGCCUAUGCCCAUCCGUUCUAUCGGGAUGGCUUCCCUAAUGGUUACUCUAUUCCGAACCCCUGUGGAGGCGGGAUAUGGGAGGCUGUAGGUCAUUAUGACCCUCAUCAUCAUACCAUCAACAAGAACCGAUAUGGACUGGCAUUCUCCGCCGCCGGUCACACUUGGACCCAUGCCCUCUGCAUGGCGGACAGUGACGGCGACGGCAAAACUAACGGAGCGGAACUCGGGGACCCGACCUGCGUCUGGGUGAGGGGUGGAGUGCCCACCGGCCAUGCCACCGGACAUCCGGGAAUCUGCGAGCCAGUGGGGUCUUGCGGAGACGGGUUUACGUGCAACUGCCAUGGCGGCCAUUGUGUUGGGAAAUAAUCGUCGGAAUAAAAAAAAACUGCCUUG